Messenger RNA from Durio zibethinus, 1181 nucleotides. The record is from RefSeq and is a predicted model, not a curated record. NCBI's taxonomy places the organism in Eukaryota, Viridiplantae, Streptophyta, Magnoliopsida, Malvales, Malvaceae.
CUCAAAUUUUCAUCAAUGAAUUUCGCUUGGAGAAAUGUCUAAACUCCAAAUUUCCUAUGGAUUGAAAACGUGUACGGUCAACAUUAAUAUUCCAGAAGGAUAUAAUUUUUUGUUUGACAAUUAACUAACAAAGCCCAAGAUUAAAUGGCCAAUGUGUUUUGUUUUCAGUGAUAAGGUAAACAAUAUAACGUUUGGGUUUGUAAUAUUAAUUGCAAGUAUAAUUCAACCGUCCAAUUAGCAAAUUGGUGCAACUUUGCUUGGGCUCACUAUAGCCAGCUAGUUCGGUUUUGCUGAUGUAUCAAUCGUUAGUUUGACCUACAACAAAGGCUGCUUAAAUUUGUAGGCCUAGUGAUAGGACCAAUUCCAUCUAUGAAUCCUUUCUUCAAUGCCUAACAAGCCAAUCCAACCCAUCAGAUCAUGUCUCCGACAUAGUCCACUCUCACAUCAAAACCUGCUAUUAUCAUCACCUCUUCGAAGGAAUCACAUGUCUCAGCAGCCGUUAUUUGCUCCUAGAAGAUUGGCUUUCAACUCAAAAUUCAAAGUGGUGGCCAUGACUUUGAGAGCAUAUUUUAUGUAUCUGACAAACCUUUUUUCAAUCUUGACUUGUUCAACCAUUCAAUAUCUUUUAAUAUGCAUGGCAGGUCAAUCCACUUGGGUUGAGGCUGGUGCAACGCUUGGAGUCCACGGAUUUCCUAAACGGGUUUGUCCCACUGUUGGCAUUGGUAGCCACAUAAGCGGUGCUGGGUAUGGUAACAUGGUGAGAAAGUAUGGUCUCUCUAUGGAUCAUGCAGUGGAUGCCAAGAUAGUUGAUGUUAAAGAUAAGAUUCUUGACAAAAAUGGCAUGGGAGAAGAUCUCUUUUGGGCUAUUAGAAGAGGUGAAGGAGCUAGCUUUGGUGCAAUUUUAGCUUUGCAAAAUCAAGCUAGUUUAUGCUCCUGAGACUGUUAUGACUUUUGAAGUUGAAACAAGUUUGGAAUAGAACGCUAUUGAUGUUGCUUACAAGUGGCAAUCUGUUGCUCCAACAAUAGAUAACAAUUUGUUCAUGAGGAUGCAUGUGCAACCAGUUACUUUGAACAUGCAAAAGGCUAUCAGAAUUUUGAUUUAUGCAUUAUAUGUUGGGGUUCUAAUAAUCUUGUCUCUUUGUUGGCCAAGGAUUUCUCUGAAUUGGGUCUAAAAAAGAGAA